Messenger RNA from Dracunculus medinensis (Guinea worm), 825 nucleotides. The record is from the annotation of a GenBank genome assembly. NCBI's taxonomy places the organism in Eukaryota, Metazoa, Nematoda, Chromadorea, Rhabditida, Dracunculidae.
AUGUUUGAAUAUAAAAUUUUAAAUGUAAAAUUAAAUGUAAAAUAUAUCGAAACCGUAGAUCCAGUAUAUUUAGCGCUGAAACAAGCAACAGGAAAAUAUGGCCGAAGAAGCUCAAAUUAUGAUUCUACUACACCAUCUCCACGAAAUCUCUCAGAAGGAUCACUUCAGGAUUCUGGCUAUGCCGAAGCUAAUUAUGGUCCAAACUUACUGGAUAAUUCAUCAUCACCAGUUGACCAACCUGGUAUUGAUACAACACUUAUAUCUAUAGAUCUUUCAGCUUCUGCGCACAAUAGACGUCGACCACCGAAAUUACAUAAACAAAUGAAAUCUAUAUCACUUGAUUGUGCAGAAUUACCACAACCAAUUCCUAACAAUAUGAACAGUGGGCGCACAUCGAAUCGGAGUGGAAUGAAACCUGCUACGCCUAUGAAAUUAAAUAAUAGCUCUGGUGAUAUUCCAAAUUUCGAUAAUAAUCAGUGUCCUUCAAUUUCUUCUCCACGAGCGCCUCGACGUAUUCAUUCGUCUAAUGGCGAACGAAUCAAGAUAGUUGAUAAUGGCGAUCCAGAUUGGUUAUAUGGUUUUAAGUUGGGCGAGCGAUCUGAUCGUUUAAUUUCAUUUCCAAGUACAUGUGUGGCACUUAUACAACCCUCAGAGCAACCAAUGAUCCUCAAACAAAGUGUACAUAUACCAGAAGCGAAAAUACGUCUCUAUCGAGAUCAGAUUGUAUUCGCACAACCAGAUUCUCUAGUGAAUGGCCGUUUGUUGGUGAGAACUGAGCGAAAUGCCUUUGUAGAAUGUCAGCUUCAGUAUUUAUCACUACUAUAA